CAGUGUGUUGCUAGAUGUUGCCAAGACGUAAUUUUGUGGUUCAUACUUAAUGUAAAAAUGUUCCCUCACAGAGAAGAGUAAGAAAAUAUCCUAAAUAUUUUACAUUUUGCCUUUAAUUUUGGAACUGCUCGCUGAUGUCUGUAUUAUCUCUCUCUCUCCCCACCUGCCUCCCCAUCCUAGCCUGGUUGGGAAGAAAGAAUUCACUUGGACGGCCGAACAUUUUAUAUUGAUCAUAAUAGCAAAAUCACCCAGUGGGAAGACCCAAGACUGCAGAACCCAGCUAUUACUGGUCCGGCGGUUCCUUACUCCAGGGAAUUUAAGCAGAAAUACGACUACUUCAGGAAGAAAUUGAAGAAACCUGCUGAUAUUCCAAAUAGGUUUGAAAUGAAACUUCAUAGAAAUAACAUUUUUGAAGAGUCUUACCGGAGAAUCAUGUCUGUGAAAAGACCAGAUGUCCUUAAAGCUAGACUCUGGAUUGAAUUUGAAUCGGAGAAAGGUCUUGACUAUGGGGGUGUGGCCAGAGAAUGGUUCUUCUUACUGUCCAAGGAGAUGUUUAACCCGUACUAUGGUCUCUUCGAGUACUCUGCCACGGACAACUACACACUUCAGAUCAAUCCAAAUUCAGGCCUCUGUAAUGAAGAUCACUUGUCCUAUUUUACUUUUAUUGGAAGAGUUGCUGGUCUGGCAGUGUUUCACGGGAAACUUCUGGAUGGUUUCUUCAUUAGACCAUUUUACAAAAUGAUGUUGGGAAAGCAGAUCACUCUGAACGACAUGGAAUCUGUGGAUAGUGAAUAUUACAACUCUUUGAAAUGGAUCCUAGAAAAUGACCCUACUGAACUGGACCUUAUGUUCUGUAUCGAUGAAGAAAACUUUGGACAGACAUACCAAGUGGAUCUGAAGCCCAAUGGGUCAGAAAUAAUGGUAACAAAUGAAAACAAAAGGGAGUAUAUUGACCUAGUCAUCCAGUGGAGGUUUGUCAACAGGGUCCAGAAGCAGAUGAACGCCUUCCUGGAGGGAUUCACUGAACUGCUUCCUAUUGAUUUGAUUAAAAUUUUUGAUGAAAAUGAACUGGAGUUGCUGAUGUGCGGCCUUGGUGACGUGGAUGUGAAUGACUGGAGACAACAUUCUAUUUACAAGAAUGGCUACUGCCCAAACCACCCUGUCAUUCAGUGGUUCUGGAAGGCUGUGCUGCUGAUGGACGCUGAAAAGCGUAUCCGGUUAUUGCAGUUUGUCACCGGAACGUCCCGAGUACCUAUGAAUGGAUUUGCAGAACUUUAUGGUUCCAAUGGUCCUCAGCUGUUUACAAUAGAGCAAUGGGGGAGUCCUGAAAAACUUCCCAGAGCUCACACAUGCUUUAAUCGCCUUGACUUACCUCCAUAUGAAACCUUUGAAGAUUUACGAGAGAAACUCCUCAUGGCUGUGGAAAAUGCUCAAGGAUUUGAGGGGGUAGAUUAAACGCCCCUUGCCUCAGGAUGGUUGUUCAUCAGCAAGUCCUGCUUGCACGUGCCUGACAGACUUUGCAGAGACGACGGCAGCAGUUGCACGGUGCGGCUUCUGGAGCAGAGCCUUUCCCGGGACUUGCCCAGGUUCAGCUGUGGGAACCCAGGCCAGUCGUGUUCCUGCAUUUCCACCGUGAAUUAUCAACUGGGUGAUGUGUACACUAAUUACAUUUCAGAAGGACUUAGUUCUAUUUAUGUUGUGCCUCUGUAGGCAAAGCCCUUAAUAAAUAUUUUACAUACUUUAUAAUGACAAUGAAUGGAAUUAAUCACUCUACAGGUAUAGUAUUACAGCUCAUGUUUACUUUUUAAAAUGAUUUAGACCGAUUUUCAGAUCUUAUUUCAUUACAAUUAAAGAUGUCUCGUGUACUUGGAAAAGUGAGCAUAUUUUUUUUGUAUAUGAAUUUCAUACCAGGUUUAAUGUCAGUGACAUUUUUAUUUUUGAAGUCCUUUGACAUCCUUACCCCCUACUUUAUGAGACUUGGGAGACUGAUUUUUGUCCAAAAAACUUCUACAGACAAGUACUUUGAGAGACUUUAAAAUACAACAUCAGGCAUAAUUAUGAUUCUUUUCCAUACUCAGAAUGAAAAAAAACUGGAUAUUCCAUUUUUUCAUUCAAAUCUAGCGUCAUACAGGCUAAGAGAAUUGUAACGUCGUAUGACAAAUUUUGUGUUGACUGGAAAGAAUUACACCAUUAUUCUUCAGAAGUGAUCAUGUGUGCUAUGUAUUACAUGUUUGAGACAGGAUUGGACUCAUUUCUCACAACAGAAAUUAUGUAACCCUUCCUGAAGCUGUACAGUCAUUCUUUUAUUAUAGUUUCCUCUUUGCUGUUCGUAAUAGAGACAUUUGAAUGACACUUGGCACUCCUUGAUUUGAAACUGUGGAAACCAGAUUUGUUCUGUCUCCUAUUUGUGUAGCAUUUGCUGAUGGUAGCUAAAUAAUCGAUUUUUGUCCUAACUGCACCAAUUCUGAAGGCACUUUAUGUACUACAUGGAGGUCAUAUCUGGUUUUGUUGAUGUUCUGUUUUUUUUUUUUUUAUCAUAGACAUUAAAUGUGAUGAUUAUUUCUUCUCCCCGCACACAUCUCUCCGGUGCACUAUCAGUUGUGAAUCUGGCUGAUGGUGU
This is a messenger RNA of Manis javanica (Malayan pangolin), 2620 nucleotides long. Lineage: Eukaryota; Metazoa; Chordata; Mammalia; Pholidota; Manidae. The record is from RefSeq and is a predicted model, not a curated record.